Molecule: messenger RNA, 228 nt
Organism: Iphiclides podalirius (scarce swallowtail)
Lineage: Eukaryota; Metazoa; Arthropoda; Insecta; Lepidoptera; Papilionidae
Source: the annotation of a GenBank genome assembly
AUGACCGGAAACGAAGAAGAAAUAGAAAAGAAGCAAGAGUCAGACAGAGAUGAAGAGAUUGAAAGGGACGAAGAGACCAAUAGAGAGGAAGAGACCGAUAGGAUGGAAGAGGCUGAGAGGGAAGAAGGGACCGUGAGGGAGAAUGAGCCUGAGAUGGAGGAAGAGACUGAAAGGGAGGAAGGGACCGAGAGGGAGGAAGACCCCGAGAGGUCAGGAUGUAGAAGAAAC